GCUGCGAGGAAACCAUCGAGGCCACCGUGCGCAAACGGAGACGUGUUUCGCGGGCUUUGUUAUGCGCAUGGACGACAGCCGCCUCCCCAAGCGCAAGCUGUUAGGAGCGAUGGCGGGGGGCGUGGGAUACCGGGGUGGGCAGGAGAGCAACUGGGUGUCUCGUCUAGGAGAGGACUUCGUGGCCUUCAACAUGGGAGACGAAAAAGGAGGGGGGAAAUGGAAAGAGAGCGCCAAGGACCCGGAGGUGUGGUACAAGAAGGUCGAGGACGGGGCGGCAUGGUUCAUGAGGAACUGGCACAUGCAGGAGGCGGAAGCGUCCGCGAAGCGCCAGCGCGCGAGGGAAGCAGAAGCAGAGAGUAUGGCCAUCUCAGGACCGAAGAGAAAGAGAGACGGAGAAGCGGCGGUGGGGGGGAAGAAACGGCGACCGGGCACUGCUGUAGAAGCGAGUAGGGCCGCCGAGGGAGCACUUGUGGCGAACUAUGUACCCGGCUGAUGUUGUUGCGCCCUGUUUCCUUCCCUGCUGAUGCUUAUAAGGAAUAUAUGAUUCCUCGGGGUAACUUGCCAUCGGGAGAAGUGGCGAGUAAGGCACCGAGGAGAUUCCUCCUUUAUGUACGUAUGUCCGUUGUAUUGCCUUCGGCCUCUGUGCUGUUUCUUUUUUUCAUGACCUCCCUGCCUACUUUGCUGUGUUGGGUACCUUGAUCUCGCUUUGCUGUUGCCUUUGUUUUUGUACGUCUGGCUGUCUGCCCAUCUGCCGCCUCUUUGUCCUGUUUGCUCUGUUUCUCCUGUUCGUGAGCCCUAGCCCUGUUAAGGGCCGGCGGACUUGGGGCUGCUGUUUAACUGUGUGUAUUAGCUCGCAUGAGAGAGGAGAGAGGGAGAAGGAGGAGAGGCCCCAAUUCUCGAGAGAACACGGGGACUCCGCACUAUCAUCCAAAGCCUCUCAGCACAUACCCUUCAAGUUGUCCCAGCUGCGUCCUACGUAACGGCUACUUUUCAACUAUCUACUUCUACGCACGAACACCCUCCCUGGUUCUUUACGCCAGUGAAGAACCUCUAGUGCGUCGAAAAUACGUUUGAAAAACCUUAACACAACGACAAACCAAAAGUAAAGGGGAAACCCGGCCACCGGAUUAAAACCCCUCAGAAAUUCAACGCCUCACGCCGAUCAUAUCACG
Messenger RNA from Ectocarpus sp. CCAP 1310/34, 1172 nucleotides. Lineage: Eukaryota; Phaeophyceae; Ectocarpales; Ectocarpaceae. The record is from the annotation of a GenBank genome assembly.